AUGGCGGAUGAUGACGAUGAGGGAGGCUUCGGUGGUUUGUACGAAGACGGUCACUGGGUCUGGGAUGAAUCAACGGAAGCUUUAGUUUUUAUAAGUGAUCUUCCACCACAGCCGGUCGAAGCCGUACAUAUUCCUAUUAAGGCGCCGACUGGCACUGUUGAAUUUAGAGAUGAUGUAGACCUUAUAGAGCAGGACGUUAAGGAUAUCGCAUUGUAUACAGCACCAGUUAACAUUUUAAGCCCAGUGCUAAUAAACAUUUUGCAUUUGCCUACUACAGAGAGGUUCAUUAGAGCGCUUGUUCUAUGUUGUCAGUAUUAUUUACAGAUUGCAGAUGAAAUGGCCAACCGUAUAAUUGAAUUAGAAACGAAGGUACGGACGCCCCAAUGCGAGGUCUUGGAAGGCGAAUUUCGGGACAACUUGUCCGACUUAAGAUUACUUGUCGCUAAAGAAUAUAGUGCAAUGCUUAUUGGUGGAGGCGACAUGAAAAAGUUCCAUCAUAUGGGACCACAGAAGAAACGUCGAUCGUUAUCAGACAAAGACGCACGACUUUUCGAAACUUUGUUGCGUAUGUGCGUUCAAAUUGUGUGGUUGGCCCUCGGUCGCAAGUCUUUCAAUCAGAUAGAACUAGAAGUUAACCGCAUCUUCAAGUCUGAGAUAUUUAAUGCAGUUGAACACAAUCUGCACACGGAUUACAUAAACAAAAUGGUGAAAGAGGAACGGGCGGUGCUGCUGGGCCGCUGCCUCCGACACGACAAGAAACUUAACACGCGUUCUCCCCUCAUGAAUGAAGUAUUUUGCCAUAGAGACAUCGACUAUCGUUUGAUGGGCCUAGGUGUUAUAAAGUGUGCUGUCAUGACACCCCGUCUCCAUUACAUGAAGGAGGCUGUGUCAGGACCCGAAGAGCGAUUAAGGGAACUCGGCAUAGUUUUGGGUAUAAUUGGAAUGCAUCGGUCAUCCUUCGAUACAAUGUUGAAACCUUUGCCGACAGCCUCUGAAGGAAAGUCAAAAGCUUCCGUAUCCUCACGAUCCCAAAGCUACGCUUCAAAGUCAAGUGUUAGUAGCACCAUGAGAAAGAGUCAGAUGACGGCUCAUAAAAUCUAUCCAGAUAUCGUGUUGCCAAGCAGAGAAUCCCGAAUUACAUCUGUUCCACCAUCCUUUCCUGAUGAACCCGAAGAGAUAAGACCCUGCAGUGAAACCCAGAGACGACGUUGGCAAGCGAGGCUUAUGAAGUUGCUGCAUCCGUACGGGCGUUAA
Leptosia nina is the source of this 1254-nucleotide messenger RNA. Lineage: Eukaryota; Metazoa; Arthropoda; Insecta; Lepidoptera; Pieridae. The record is from the annotation of a GenBank genome assembly.